AUGCCACUGCUCUUCAGCUGCCUCGCGCCGUCUGGCUACGUCGACACUCUCCCGCGAGGCGCCGCGCCGCCCUCGCAGUCGCGUCCACCUUACUCGAUCGACGAAGCGCUCCUCCCGCCCUUGCAAGCUUCGCGACGAGGCAAGGGCAGCGCGAACAGGACGAGGAUGUCGAUAAGCAGUCCGACUGAGUUUAGGCAUGUCGCGCAUAUGGGCGUCGACGAGGCUUUCGAGGCGAGCGCAGGGCAAGGCUUGCAUGGGCGGGCGCGGGAUCCGCAGGCUGACUUUGCGCCGCUUCCUCCCUCGUUUGCGUCGCCCAAUUCUGCUCCCAAGCGGCCUGGCAGGCUCUCAGCACCCACACAUCUGUCACCAGCUGACCUCGCAUCAGAACGCGCCCUGGUUGACGCAAGCAACCGCGUUCUUUCCGCCCCAUCCUCUCCCUCCCGCCCAACUUCCGCUCGACCAGUCCGCUCGCCUACUCGUCCGGCUCGUCCUACUUCCCUCCCAGCCUCUCCCGCCAACCUCGCAAUCAAGCGCAAACCGCCGCCGCCCGUCACGCCGUCCGUCAUUCGGGAAGUCAACAAUCCGCAAGUCGCCCGGCCUGCGCCUGCAGUAGCGAUUACUGCCCCCGCGUCGUCCAGCUUGCUCGCUCUACAGAAUCUCUUCUCGCCUUCGGAAUUGCGGACGGUCCAGGCGGCCGUCACCCAGACCAGCGAUGAGGACGACGAGGCGAAGGAGGAAGAGCCGACGUACGAGACGAACACGACGAAGGCGUUCAAGGGCGCGCUGAAGGACAUCGAGGAGGCGCUGAAGAGGGAGGCAGAGCGAGACGCUUGA
This is a messenger RNA of Rhodotorula toruloides NP11, 834 nucleotides long. RefSeq names its product PAK-box/P21-Rho-binding domain containing protein. The transcript is spliced from 2 exons. Lineage: Eukaryota; Fungi; Basidiomycota; Microbotryomycetes; Sporidiobolales; Sporidiobolaceae. The record is from RefSeq and is a predicted model, not a curated record. Bases 1 to 834 code for a protein of 277 amino acids.